GAUAUUCGAGUUGUGGAUGUCUUUGGGUUAGCUGUCGUCUGGACUUCUGAUUUGUGACUGUUGAUAGACCUAUGAAUAAAGGCACGACAUCAAGCGAUACACCAGUUACUCGCCUUUCAAAAAUUCUAUCUAAGGCUAAUUUCCUUGAAGCGUCCAGAAAGAAAACAGGACCGAAACUGGAUCAUAUAUCAGAAAUCGUACCUGCAGACAUAGAUGAGAGUGCAAAUCAAGAGCCCCCUACAAAAUCUUUAUGGGCUGAUGGACAGGAAUUCUUAGUUCGUGAAAGUUCUAACAGCUGUUCUUCCGGUUAUUACAGUAACGCCACAACUCGUUCUGCUCCAGCUUCGUGCAUAUCUGAACGCGUCUGUGAGGUUGUCACAUCGAAAAGCGACCAGCCUAUUACCACAGUUAGUGUUUGUGAAUGUACCGAAUCACUGACACCAACCCCCAAAAAACUACGCAGAGCCCACUCUUGCUCAAGUAGAGGCUGGCUUAAUAAACGACAACGUCGACAACAGUGGCCACGAAUAUCUGGGGUUUCUAGAGAUAAGGAUGGAUGCCUAUCUGUUAUGAAUUCUGAUACUAAUUCAUGUCCUGCUGUUAUAAGUAGUAAUGCUAAUCAGUCAGUUUUGAGACGUUAUUCUUUGCCACCUGUGGGAGAACUGGGAUCAUCAGGGACUUCAGAUGAAUCACCAGGUCAACCGAAAUUCAUGAACCUUUUAUCGCCAUCAAGAAGUCCUAGCCCCCUAAAACAAGAGUUGUCUAGCUGUUCAGUUUGCCCUGCGUUCAAAAAGCAACGUAUAGAUUCCCCUUUUAAGUCUGAUCUGGAUGCUACUUUACCGCCAGAGGAAUUAAAUGAAAUUUCUGAUCAUGACAAUGUUGGAACUUUAUUUACAAAUGUGAACCUUGGUCCGCGACCAUUUUUUGAUCUUUUACGUCAUCACUCAACACCAAUGCCACCUUCAUACUCUUGCAAGCCCUGUCCAAACUCUCCAAUUGAAAUUUCUGAUGAGAAUAUGGGCAAACCAAUUAUUUCUAGGUCCCUUUCUGAAGUACAUUCCAUUUCAUACGAAAAGAUUACAAGAUGCAUGAGUUCACUGAGCAGUUACAUUUUGUGCAGCGAUGGAAGGCGGGCGCGAGCAUUACCUGUUGUGGACAGAACUAGCUCAGGUUUACAUUGUGUGUCAGCCGAUACAGUUGCUGAACUGGUAUCGGGUAACAGCAAACGAAAUAUUAAUUAUGUUAUCGUGGAUUGCCGUUUCCCUUAUGAGUAUGAAGGAGGACAUAUAAAAGGAGCAAUAAACAUUUUUACUCACAGUGAUAUUGUUCAAGAAAUAUUCAACCGUGUUCCGGCACAACGACCACCUGGAACAUCCGGACCUCCACGAUAUCUUGGAGAAGAUUUAGCCCGCAGACUAGCAGUUACACAACGAGAACCACUCUCUGCACCUUGUGAACUUAUAUCUGAUGAUGAUGAUGCUGAUGAUGAUGUUGAUGAAUUACUCGGAAACACAACUUCAGAAGUUUCUGAUUCAGACCUGCCAUGUGCUGACGAUGACGUUGUUUUAGAGGCGGAUCUUCAGAGCGACAGUCCGAAAUCAGAACCAGACCUAAGCUAUGGUAGUAAUGGAACAUCUAAUUCAGGCGAAUCAAACAGUCAAGAUUCUCCUUUUGUGGUGAUAUUUCAUUGUGAAUUUUCCUCUCAACGGGCCCCUGCAUUGGCUGCAUUCCUCAGAAGUGUGGAUCGCGUUUCUAAUUACCAUCGAUAUCCGUUUCUUUAUUUUCCGGAGAUCUAUGUAAUGAAAGGUGGUUAUUCCGCUUUUUACCGAAAAUUCUCGCAUAUGUGUACGCCUCGACAAUAUGUGAAAAUGUUCAACCGGGACUAUCGCAAUGACUUACGCUUGUACAAACGACUUACACGUCGUGUCAGUUCUGCCUGUUUAGCAUGUAUUAAACCGCAACUAAAAGACGAUAAAAAAAGUGAUGCACGGAUUAUUGAUAGCUUUUGUCAGCUUCCCCUAAAUUUAAACGCCUGUUGUUCGAAUGUAACAAUGUGUGUUCCGCACUUGCCUCAGCUCUCUUGCAAGGAUGGGUUUCAUAUGCCAGAAUACAGUGAUAUUUCCCCUAAUACACAAAUUGAAAAUAAAGAGAAUUGCGCACCAACAGAUAAUAUGACUGUUGAACCCAGAGUAGAUAUGGUCACGUCUCCCUGUUCUGUGCCUGGAGGUUACAACAAAUUGUCGUCAAGUAUGGUCGAAAGUCCUCUUGGUUUGGCUGAGGUAGUUGUACGUGUUGGUCGUCAAGUGAUCGCAGCCACAUUGGGUAGUGCUGAUACCGAUUGUGCUGAAGUUGCUCGCUCUUUGGGACAGGUAAAGCAUCGUGAGUCAUGUCAGACAGAUCAACUUUUGGAAGGAAAGCCGCCUUUGCGUUGUCUUAAACGUUCACUUACAACUACUGCAUUAGAUAAUCAACGUCAGUUAAUGGGUUCAUUUGAAUAAUAACUAGAAAAAUAUAAUGAGAUUCACUUAUUCACUGCAAGUGGAAAGACUGUGGAUAGGAUAGAAGUCCUUUUUCUCGUGAAGACUGAACUUGAUUACUAUGGUGUAAAGCAGUGGAUGACAUUGAUGCCACUAUGCUAUUACUGCUCGUAUUCGUUGACUCAAGAGGACUACAAUUUAUCCGAACUCUUCGUAUUGUGGGUGUGUUUUGUAAAUAACUACCAUCACAGAAGGCAUUUAAGUAAUUCGAACCCAUCCAUCCAAAUCAACCUAGGACCAGGCAUU
Messenger RNA from Heterobilharzia americana, 2783 nucleotides. NCBI's taxonomy places the organism in Eukaryota, Metazoa, Platyhelminthes, Trematoda, Strigeidida, Schistosomatidae. The record is from the annotation of a GenBank genome assembly.